Hipposideros armiger (great roundleaf bat) is the source of this 1867-nucleotide messenger RNA. RefSeq names its product mal, T cell differentiation protein like (gene MALL). The record is from RefSeq and is a predicted model, not a curated record. Gene Ontology annotation, molecular function: structural constituent of myelin sheath. NCBI's taxonomy places the organism in Eukaryota, Metazoa, Chordata, Mammalia, Chiroptera, Hipposideridae. The transcript is spliced from 4 exons. Gene Ontology annotation, biological process: myelination. The coding region runs from base 82 to 543 and encodes 153 amino acids. Gene Ontology annotation, cellular component: membrane.
UGUGUCUGUGUCGGGCAGGAGGUGAUAUUUGACGGGCAGCGGGAGGGAGCUGCGGAGCUGGGUGCCAGGCAGGGUGCGAGCAUGGCCUCCCGGGACCCGCCGCCCCCCACCAGCCAUGCGCCCCCCGACGUGCCCACGGGGCUCGCGCUGUUCCUCACCAUCCCCUAUGCCUUCUUCCUGCCGGAGCUGAUACUUGGGUUCUGGGUCUGGAUCCUGGUGGCCUCCAUCCAAGUGGCAAACCCGUUGCUGCAAGGAUGGGUGAUGUACGUCUCGCUGACCUCGUUCUUCAUCUCUCUGAUGUUCCUGCUCUCUUACUUGUUUGGAUUUUACAAGAGAUACGAGUCCUGGAAAGUCCUGGACAGCCUGUACCACGGGACAACCGGCAUCCUGUACAUGAGUGCGGCCGUCCUGCAGGCACACGCCACCAUCAUUUCCGAGACCCAGGACCUGAAGAGCUACUACAUAAACACCACGGCCUCGUUCUUUGCCUUCAUCACCACCCUGUUCUAUGUCCUCCAUGCCUUCAGCAUCUAUUACCACUAGCACCUAUGCCUGCCCCUGAGAGAUGCUCGGAGAGCCUGGUCACUGGAUGAGCAACACAGCAACAGAACGUCGGUGGGACUAACAGACCGUCUUUUCCGACUGAGUGACGAAAUCACACUCUGCAUGUCCAUUUGGGCAUUUUCAAUCAUCGGGACGAAUAUGGAAAGGCUGUCAUUGUCUUUUUCCUGGGAAAGUAACUGGCUCUUGGGGCUGACCGUGAACCUCACUCUUCCAGAUACUAGUCUCUGAAGCCCUCACUGAUCCGCCCUGUCAUGCCUGGCUGGGGAUUCUGCCUCAGCAAGGAUGGUCCCCCAGAGCAAGAGCUCAGUCUUACUUUCUUAAAACCAAAAUGGUGCUGUCACUGCUGCCACAUCUUUGCCUAGACACACAGACCUUCCCCUGCCCCAUGCUUGUGUUCUGCUUUGCAGCGGGGACCAGCCAUACGGCCACCCCAUUCCCCUAUCUCCUUCCCUUUCCUCCCCAGCUUUGGGAUACAAGGAAAAUCUGUACAAAAUCAAUUUGGAGGGUAGAUUUGUGGGAAAAUAAGUGAUUGACUACAAAAUUGUCAUACAUUAAGACCUACGGAGGAGCCCUUUCAGAAAGCAUGCAGCAUCAGGCCUCCAGGAUGCCACCUCAGAAGGACUAAAAGCCACCUUGUCCCUCAGAAAAGGUCUUCAAGGAAGAAGGCAGGACGUCAUGUGCAAUGACAUCCUGUCACACUACAUGGGACAUCUCAGGAGGCUGGGAAAGGACCCCUGUCCCAGGGACAUGCUCUCACACGGGCACUCACUCCCCUUGCGUCCCCUGUGGUGCCACCUGGGUGGGACCUCCUGCAGUAAGGGGCUCCCACGGACUGGACCUGCACCGGCAUUUGACUUUUGGACCAUUCUCAAUGAAAAGGCUGGCGUCACACACACAGGAACCAAAAGUCAGGUGCUUGGUUUCAAAGUAAAUGUUUCGAGAGGAAACUGUUCAUCUGGGGUUUGUCACCUGGGCUCCAUCCCUGUCCUCAGCUUUGUGUUGGGUCAUCUGGCCUCCCAGGUAGGGCACAGCCCGUAACUGUACACGCUCUGUCUCUGAAAUAAGUUAGGACAUGGAGGGACUUGUCUCAGCCAAUUGGAGAGCUCACAGUUUCUGUUAGCUUCUUUCUGUUCCUGGGGGAGGGGAGGGGGUACAGGGAGUCACCGAAGACAAAACUGGCUUCACUGUCCUUGACUGCUCUCUUGAAAAGCCACCAUUUAUCUCUUUCUUGCCUGGCAGCUGUCUGGGAAUAGCACUGUCCAUAUUUACUGAGCAGCCACAUCCAAAUAAAAGGUGUUUCUAC